This is a messenger RNA of Nerophis lumbriciformis (worm pipefish), 3615 nucleotides long. NCBI's taxonomy places the organism in Eukaryota, Metazoa, Chordata, Actinopteri, Syngnathiformes, Syngnathidae. The record is from RefSeq and is a predicted model, not a curated record.
UUUCAAAUACAAUUUAAAAUUAUUUUUAAAAGCAAUUAUGUCUUUAGAUAUUUAGCUUUAUGGACACAGAAUUUGGCUCGACAAGAUUCAUUCUUUUCAUGUUUGGAAAAGGCAUAUCAAAAAUUAAACAGAAUUCAAAAACAGGUUUUAACCAAGCAUGAAGACACAUGGUUCCAAAACAGUUUAAUUUCAAUACAUGAUAACAUAUAGUCUGUGGUAUACCACAACAAAAUGUACACACUUUGUCCAUGUUGAAUCGACGCCUCAAAAACCAUUUAGGUUAGAUGUUGUGACUUUAUCAGAGGUUUGACAGAAAUGACCAUGCAGGGGCCUCAUGUAUUAAGUGUUUUGUGGAUUUCUGACUAAAAGAUAGUGUAUGGUCAAAUCCAGAAAACACCAUACACACAAUUCAGAUGUACUAAAGUGUGAAAGCGUAUUAAUCCAAGCCAAAGUAUACACAGCCUGUAGAAAUGUGCCUAUACCAGCCAUGAAGUUGGUGUGAGGCACUGCACAUUUCCACAUUCAGUAAAGUUCACUCUUGCUAAAUGUCAACUUUGCCGUGAAAAAGCGAGUACACCAGGUUGUUGUGUGUAAUACAUGAGGCCCCUGCUCAGUAGGCUCAAAAAGGUGGGGAAUAACUUUACUAAUUGUCAUGUUUUUGUGUCUACAGUGGAGAUCAAUGACCAUGGAUGAGCAGAACAAAUAUUAUAAUAUGCCUGAGGGGGACCUAUGCUGUCACAGGAGGAGCAGCAAGUGUCAACUGUUCCAGCUCACAAUACAAAACACUAUGCAGUUGUUUAGGGCCACAACCACUAGGGGAACUACAGUACUUACAGUAUCAUAUUUUGUUCAUAUUGCAGUGCCUUAUCGAUAUGUAUAUAUGUCCUGGGUAUGACACUAAACUGGAUCCAGGUGGAGUAGGGAUGUCGUGUGAGGGAUCAGGGGCACCCAUAAAAAGUGCACAGGUGACUUUUGCCAACAAAUCUGUGACUGUUGAGUGUGAUCGGCGCCACAAAACCGAGCAGGCCCUUUAGGCUUCUAGGGUUUUGGAACCUUCAAGUCCAAGUUGUCUUACAACUGGGAUUGAGAACAGCACCAGUUGGGCUGACGCAAUGUAAAUGCAUGCCUCCACUGUAAUUGAGUCAACCAGCAGCUCGCUGCAAGCACCCUAACCAAAACCAACUCGUCUCCCCUCCCAAUGUUGCAGUUGGAUAAGGCAGGUGACCAAAGUGCGUGGGUCUCAGGUUCGCAACUUGUGAGCUACCCUAAAAUAAAAACUCACACAAAGGUUAUCUGUGGCAGAACAAAGUGCCUCAACUUCUGUACCCCACCAAAAAAGUCCUGUGGUGAUGGCAUUCUAGAUGACGGGACAGGCUUGGUCAGCUGGAAGUCCCUAGUCUGGAGCCACACAUAGUGAAGGUCGUUCUGUCCACAAGUUGUGGUGUUGUGGAAGUUAAGCAGCUCCAGGCACAACUGGGCUGACAUAUUUAGAAGUAAGGCAGCCCACUGUGAAUGGAGAGACCCCUGGAAAAGGUGGGGCAAACAAUGGUCACCACAUCCUCCUCCAGACUCAAGCAAUGUACGACUUUGUAGACAUUUCCUUGAGACUGAGAAAGCUUUUCCCUUCCUGGGAAGUUACCUCUCCAGCGAUUGCACUGUGCAGAAGGAUAUCGGCAACAGGAUUCAUGCUGCACAUGCAGCGUUCGGGAGGCUCUCCAAACGUGGCUUCCUAAACUAUAACCUUAGUUUCCACACCAAAAUCUUUGUGUUCUGAGCCAUCGUUCUUUCUGCCCUUCUUUAUGGCUCUGAAGUGUGGCUUCUGUAUCGACGGGAUGUGAAAGCUGGAGCGUUUCCAACAGCAAAAACUUUGUGUGAUCCUAAAUAUCAAAUGGCAAGACCUCGUCACCAAUGAAUUUGUCCGAGGCAACCGCCCGAGCAUCGAGGCAAAGAUGGCACGACACAGCCUCCGCUGGACAGGACACGUCAGAAUGCCCACAACCCGACUCCCUCGAAUCCAUUUUACCACUUGUGUGUGUGUGUGUUUGUGCCUCUAGAUGUCCACCACAGCCGCCAAUACGCUGCACCCAGGCAUCAACCUGUAGAAAAUCUCCAUCCCAUCAGAACGAUGUGGUGUAUGAGAUCUUGCCAGCCCGUCAAGUCACUGCACCUGCACCAAAACCUUCCAAGGCAAAAAGGAGGAAGAGGCAUGAAAAAGAGGACCACAUGAAGAAACCGCCCAAUGCCUUCAUGAUGUUUUUAAAAGAGAACAGGCGAAGCGUGGCAGCUGGGAUGAACAUCAAAACUAGCACCGAAGUCAACACCAUCCUAGGCCAGAUAUGGAGAUCAAUGACAAUGGAUGAGCAGAACAAAUAUUAUAACAUUGCUGAUGAGGAGCUACGUCGCGGAGGAGCAGCAGCAGCACUUUGACGGUGUGACGAGCAAAUUCCGUACUGCUUCUUCUCCAGAAUACUCACCCCUCUAACGACAAAAAUGACAUCCUUAAAACCUUAUUUGACCUUGGAGCACGGGGGAGCCAGGUUAGUGGCAUUUAGGGUCCAAGCCGUUGUAGUAUUAUUGCUGGUAAUGAACUCGCUGACCAGGACAGGGAGGGCGCACGCCUGGCCCAAUCCAAUGUUGACUCCCACUACCAUUCAGCCAAAGCAGCGGUCAGACAGUGGACAGGGGCCGGUCCUAUUCAGCACAAACAAACAGGGAGAAUCUACGGUCAACGGGGAAAGAAGAUCAACCGCACCGCGGACAACAGUCUCUCCAGACAUGAACAGGCAACGCUUGGCCGACUACGCAGUGGGCACCAUCCCAACUUGAAAUAUAUAAAAAUAUCGCAACUUGUAUCCGGCACAUGACCCAGAGGAGCCUCCACACGAUGAUUCGACGACCACCUGAAGGUCCCUCUCCGCUACAACAUUGACCAUGCCAACUGGGAGACUGUCGCCGAAGAUCGCCCUGAGUGGAGACGCACCAUCAUUUAAGUAUCAGGCCGCAUGGAAAAUCAACAACGUUGUAAGGCAGAGACCAAAAGACAACAAUGCAAAGAACGACUUCCCCUUCCCCGCUCACUACCCACACUUGUUCCCAUCUCUUCUGCUCUGCUCUGGGCUUGAGCAGCCACAUCAAACAACGUCACCCCACAAAGUGCAAUUAUUGAGACUCAAAUGAUCUGUUAUAGAAUUAAAAUCACUCGGACAGGAGUGACUGCCUAGAAAUGUUUAUAGUUUUGUGCAUGUAAUGAGGGAAGACCGGUUUGGGGGUUAGUAUUUGAAGAAUUUAUGCACUGCAGAAUAUAUAUGUAUGUAUGUAAUGGGUUAUUUGGACGACCUGGUCACGAGACAAGAUACUGAAAUGCACAUGAAAAAUCUAGACAAAGUGUUGAAAAGACUAAAAAGCCCUAAUUCAAGAGCUAAGAUAAAAGUGCUUUCUUUCAAAAGUGUGUCAUAUUUGGGACAUGUCAUUGAUGCAGAAAGGAUUCACAUAGCAUUUUCUAACUCCACCACUGACUGACGUAAUUUCACUGUCGAGUUAUUAUUGAAAGUUUGUAUCAAAUUGGAUGGAUUUAGAAGUUUGAAAAAAAAAAGUUUGAGUGCCAUAGGAUGUGAC